This is a messenger RNA of Alternaria atra, 990 nucleotides long. RefSeq lists its product as uncharacterized. Gene Ontology annotation, molecular function: 4-hydroxy-tetrahydrodipicolinate synthase activity. NCBI's taxonomy places the organism in Eukaryota, Fungi, Ascomycota, Dothideomycetes, Pleosporales, Pleosporaceae. The record is from RefSeq and is a predicted model, not a curated record. Bases 1 to 990 code for a protein of 329 amino acids. The transcript is spliced from 2 exons.
AUGACAUCAUCACCACCCACCGGCGUCUUCGUCCCUGUCCCAACCUUCUUCAAACCCCAAUCCGAAUCCAAAUCGCUGCAACCCGCUGUUGACGUGCAAACACAAGUUGAGCACUCUGUCUUCCUUGCCAAAAAUGGUGUGCGAGGCCUUGUCCUGCUCGGCUCGACGGGUGAAGCCAUUCACAUGUCACGACAAGAGCGCAUUGACCUUGUUUCUGGUGUGCGCAAAGGGCUAGAUGAGGCGGGCUUCAAGGACUACCCAAUCAUGGCUGGUACACUAAUUAACAGUGUGGAUGAGACACUGGAGUGGCUAGAGGACUUCAAGAAGGCGGGUGCGCAAUGGGGACUUGUACUUGCGCCAGGGUACUUUGGUGCGGCGGCGAGCCAGGAAGGCAUUAGGGAGUGGUAUACGGUUGUUGCGGACAAGAGCCCCCUACCAGUACUAAUAUACAACUACCCCGGCGUAACCAACGGCGUAAUGGUCACCCCCGAGACCUACCGCAUCCUCGCCCAACACCCCAACAUCGUCGGUUGCAAGAUGUCACACGCAGUCGUCUCGUGGCACAACCAAGUCUCCCUUGACCCCAAGAUCGACCAUAACAAAUUCCGUGUCUACUCUGGUCUCGGCCAACAACUCGGUCCCAUCGUCAUUUUCGAUGCGGCAGGUGUCAUCGAUGGCCUAGCAGCCAUAUACCCCAAGACUGUAUGCUCCUUAAUGAAGCUGGCAGAGACGAGACCCAUAAGUGAUGAGAAUCUCAAAAAGAUGAAGGAACUGCAAUACACGGUCAGCACUGCCGAGGAAUUCAUUGGCAAGUACGGCAUUGUAGGCAUCAAGGAGGCUGUAAAGAGGGUUACCGGUUUUGGAACAAUGGAAGGUGGCCGACUGCCCAUCAAGGGUAAGCUUCCUGAGGGUGAGUGGGAGAAGUGGAGCGAAACCUGGGAAAGGAUACAGAAGACGGAAGAUUCGUUGAGCGAGAAGGACUUUAAGUAG